This is a messenger RNA of Neurospora tetraspora, 2283 nucleotides long. Its product is annotated as glycosyl hydrolase. Gene Ontology annotation, molecular function: sucrose alpha-glucosidase activity. Gene Ontology annotation, biological process: sucrose catabolic process. Gene Ontology annotation, cellular component: cytoplasm. Lineage: Eukaryota; Fungi; Ascomycota; Sordariomycetes; Sordariales; Sordariaceae. Bases 433 to 2034 code for a protein of 533 amino acids. The transcript has a single exon. The record is from RefSeq and is a predicted model, not a curated record.
UGCAUGCCAAGGUUGUAAGCGCAAUAAGCAACUCCCAGGAGACAACCUUGACCCUCGACGGUAGCAGCCACCUCGCUUACUUCGCACCAAUGAUGCCUCCGCACAUAGACCCCAGAUUUUCGAAUACCCCAUAAUCACCUUAUUAUCAUGUGCCUAGGGUAGCUGUAGCAUGAGGUCUUUUUUUCUUCUAGGGACUCUACAUCAGACGGCUCUAGUAAUAUAGCGCUUGAACCGGCAGUCCAUGGCCGGUACCCAUGUACGCGAUGAUCUUGCAAAUCCCUAUCGAAGCCAGCGGCACAGGGAGGCCUGUAAAAGUGUAACUGGUUAUAAAAGUAAAGGCUUGUCCUUGUAAGUUCUUCAUCUUCUUUCCUUCCAUACUCGACUCCACGGCUGCUUCCCUCCUCAAGAAUCUUUCUGAUUAUUUUUCUCCCAAUGUCGAGUUUUCCCUCCUCUAUACCAAGGUUCAAGAAGCCCUUGUUUCAGUGUUUUUUACUCUUAUCAUUCUCCCUGCUAGCCACAGUGGUUCCCCUCGUUGCCGGCCAGACGCGACCCAGCUACCAUCUUACUCCUGCGACGAAAUGGAUGAGUGACCCCCAACGCCCGUUCUUUCAAGGAGGCGAAUGGCAUCUCUAUUACCUCUGGAACUCUAACUGGGACAAAUCCAAUCCCGGUUCGGGCGGAACAGAAUGGUACCAUGUCACUAGUAGUGACAUGGUGCAGUGGACUUCUCGGGGUGUGGCGAUCCGCAAGUACCAACCUAACCCUCCCGGGGGCGCCAUCUUGGGUGACAUCGAAACUGGCAGCUCCGUGAUUGAUACAGCCAAUUCAGCCGGCUUUGGGCAGAACGCUGUCGUCACUGUCCUCACUCAGAUGCAAGACGGUGUGCAACAGCAGUCCCUUUUCUAUUCCAACGACGCCGGAUACACAUUCACCGCCUACGAUUGUAAUCCCGUAAUGCCAAACCCCAAUCCAAGCGCCAAACCAGCCUUUCGAGACCCUAAAAUCUUCUGGGAUGACACAGCAGGGCAUUGGGUCGCGGCGGUGGCAGAAGGAGACAAAAUUGGGUUCUAUACGUCAGCAAAUCUCAAAAGUUGGACCUAUGUCUCAGGAUUCUAUCCUCCUGGUGUGGAUCUGGGUACACUCGAGUGCCCAGAUGUAUAUCAGAUUGAUCUUGACGGCAACCCGGCGUCACGGGUCUGGCUUCUUGCUGUCGGCGCCAAUGGGUAUCUGAAUAGAAAGACGACAGGUACGGCCUACUGGGCUGGAACAUGGGACGGGACCCGUUUCACAGCCACGACCAGCUAUCGGUGGAUGGAUGAAGGUCCCGACUUUUACGCCACGGUCAGCUGGGAGAACCCAAACAACAAAUAUGGCAGCCGUUAUGCCAUUGGCUGGAUGAAUAAUUGGGAGUAUGCACCGACGUUGCCUUAUUACGGCGGCUUCGAAGGGCAGAUGAGUUUAGUACGCGAGGUCAAAUACCGCACGAUUAACGGCACUCCCACCCUUGUCAGCAUUCCACUUGCAGGGUAUGCGGCUAGAUUUGCAAGCCCUGUCUCGGUUACCGGGACGACCAUCACAACAGACCCGGCGACGGCAUCGCUUCCUUCUAAUCUCGCCGGAGGUGCGUAUGUCAUUCGAGCAACAGUUACCAAGGCCGAUGGUGAUGAUGGUGACAAAGUUUACUUCCGCAUCAAAUCCGAUGGAACUUCAAACACAACAAUCGGUUAUGACUUUUCCGAUUCCCAAGUAUUUUUGGCUAGAGGUUCUGACGGAUCCGAUUCGGAUACGUUGGCGUCGGGACCGAGGACAGUUUGGGACGCGGUACGGACUGCAACGAAUCCUUCUGGUGGGAGCCGGGUCAAACUGGCGAUUUAUGUAGACCAGAACUCGGUUGAGACGUUCGUGGACGAUGAAGGGGUCACGUCGUUGUCGGGACUAAUCUACCCAAAUCAAGGCGCAGAGGGUAUUGAGGUUGUGUCAGGUGGCGGAAAAUUGACUUUGACUUUAUUCAGUUAUGCUAGCUUCGCAAGCUAGUCGUACAGGAAAACCACCCAAAAUACAGCGGGAUGAUUGAAUGUACAAGGUAUCCGCAGUGCCAAGCAUUGACGAUAGCUUCAUCUUUCCUAUUUGGGCACUUACAACGCAAGCCCCUUCCCCUUCCCCGUUUCCCAAGUUACAUGUACGGUGCUCAUGCCAUCACCAUCCUGAUAUUCUUUCCCGACAACGACGACCCGCAGAUUACCAAAUUACACUUGCCGGCCGUUUGCGGCCAAUUUAGACAGC